CGCUAAGACUUUCGUUGCAUACGCAGGUUACAGAGAAAUGGGCUUAAAAUUCAAUGAUUUACUUGCUGAAGAGAAUCCUACCAUGCAAAAGGCACUUGCAAGAUUACCAGAACAAGAAUCAUAUGCUAGAAACUACAGAGUUAUCUCAGCUCAUCAAUUAGCUAUAUCUCACCAACUUUUACCACCAAGCAAAGCUAUCCAACCCGAAGAAGACACCCACUAUUUGAUUCCAUACAUUUUGGAAGCUGAAAAGGAGGCUUUUGAGAAGGCUGAAUUGGACAACAUUCAAGUAUGAUGUACUUAAAGCAUUGCAACGCAUAGCGUACCCAUGAUUCUUUUUACUGUAUUUACUGAUUUUCUAGAAUAUACAAAUCUUAGGAAGUAAUAUUC
Suhomyces tanzawaensis NRRL Y-17324 is the source of this 390-nucleotide messenger RNA. It is a transcript of the gene QCR7, whose product is annotated as ubiquinol--cytochrome-c reductase subunit 7. The record is from RefSeq and is a predicted model, not a curated record. The transcript is spliced from 2 exons. Gene Ontology annotation, biological process: mitochondrial electron transport, ubiquinol to cytochrome c. Lineage: Eukaryota; Fungi; Ascomycota; Pichiomycetes; Serinales; Debaryomycetaceae. The coding region runs from base 38 to 295 and encodes 85 amino acids.